AUGAAUCUUGAGGGACUCAUGUGCUCCAAAUCGCAGUGCAGAUUCGCCUUGGUCUUUCUCAAGAAGCUGUGGAAAGUGCAGAUGCUUCUCCUGAGUGUGGUGCUCAGUGUGCGAGUUGUCCAGUACUGCGGGAGGAUGAUGCCUGACUUUCCCUUUGAGAAGGACAUCAACAUUUGCAGGAAGCGCUUUGCAUGGAGAAAGCCCAUUCUUGGCAGGUUCGAGCCUGACUGGAAACCUUUCCUGACCAGCAAGGAGUUAUUCUGGCAGGAUGACACCCCUGCCAGGAGACAACUAAACGACCUUCUCCACUUCCACAGUCUUCCCUUCGGACUGAAUAGUUCGGUUCUCCAUGCGUUCCACACGUUACAGCUCCUCCCGCAGCAGGGGAUGCCAAAGUCCAUUGAGCGUCUUCGGUGCCGAAGGUGCGUCGUGGUCGGCAACAGUAACUCCAUUCGUGGCCGAGGCCUCGGGGCAGUGAUUGACUCGCACAACAUCGUCAUCAGGUUAAACAAUGCUCCAGUGAAAGAGCACGAGGAAGAUGUGGGUGAGAAAACCAGCAUCCGGCUCUUCUUCCCCGAGUCUGCGCUGCCCAACCCUCUGGAUAACAACGACAAUGAAACGCUGAUGGUGCUCAUUGCGUUCAAGGGCCUGGAUUUUACCUGGGUGAAGGAGAUGCUGCUGCAGACAAGGAAUAAGACCGUAGAGGGGUUUUGGCGCAGGCCGCCCAGUGAAUGGAAGUGGAAUCCCUCUCACCUGCGGAUUCUGCACCCUUACGUCACCUACGAAGCAACAUACAAAUUGCUUCAGCUGAAGAAGACGGGCGGGAAAUAUUCCACCACCGGAAUCAUCGCUUUGAACUUAGCUCUCCAUAUCUGCCACGAGGUUAACAUCAUAGGAUUUGGGUACCCUGACAAGGAUGACAAUACCACGCCAGUACACUACUAUGACCCGGCGCAUCUGAACGAGGGCCUGUUUGUGACGCACAACAUCAGCGCGGAGCAGGCGUGGCUGCUGAAAAUGAUGGAGCGGGGGAUGAUUUCCGACUUGAUGCGCCCUUCCUCCUGGUCCUGGGGCCCCUGA
Emys orbicularis (European pond turtle) is the source of this 1080-nucleotide messenger RNA. RefSeq names its product CMP-N-acetylneuraminate-beta-galactosamide-alpha-2,3-sialyltransferase 4-like. The transcript is spliced from 10 exons. Gene Ontology annotation, molecular function: beta-D-galactosyl-(1->3)-N-acetyl-beta-D-galactosaminide alpha-2,3- sialyltransferase activity; beta-galactoside (CMP) alpha-2,3-sialyltransferase activity. The record is from RefSeq and is a predicted model, not a curated record. NCBI's taxonomy places the organism in Eukaryota, Metazoa, Chordata, Testudines, Emydidae. Bases 1 to 1080 code for a protein of 359 amino acids. Gene Ontology annotation, biological process: glycolipid biosynthetic process.